UGGAUUUAUCUUCGAUUUGUACCGAGAACAUAAAGAAACCCAGGAAUCGACCCUGCAACUUACUCUUGGCAGAGCCACUGGUUUAUUGCUCGUGUGCCUGAAAAGAGAGCGUGAUCCGUUCAACUUCUACAUGGGGCGACUCAAGCUCAUCAUCAUCAUCAACAAACCCCUUCACCACCAUUUCCAUCAAAAACCACACAAACACACACCUACACUCACACACACAAUCCUUGAACACCAACACCACGACACCACAGACAAAAAUUUACCCCACCACAACAAUGACCAACACCACCACCACCCCCAUCCCCUCAAACAACCCCCCCCACCCCCCACAAAACAAUCCCAUAACAAACACCCCCCGCAUCGGCAUCGCCGUCCUAAUCUUCGGUCCCAACAACCUUGUCCUCCUCGGCCAACGCCUCGGCAGCCACGGCGCCGGCACUUGGGCCCUCCCGGGUGGACACCUCGAACCCGGCGAAACCUGGGAAGCCUGCGCCGCGCGCGAAGUGUGCGAAGAGACCGGCCUCAAAGUUUCAGGAUUGACAUACCUAACCGCCACCAACGACCUCAUGCCCGACGAGAACAAGCACUACGUUACCAUUUUUAUGGGGUGUGAGCUGGCGGACGGCGCUGCUGCUGCUGCUGCUGAUGGUGCGCUGCCGCCGCCGCCGGUCCUGGAGCCGAAUAAGUGCGCGGAAUGGCGGUGGGUAAAUUGGCAGGAGGGGGUUAUGCGGUGGUUUCAUGUGCAGGAGCGGGCGGAAGCUGAUGCUGAGGAUGCUGAAGCUGAAGCUGAGGGUGCGGAGGAGGAGAAUGCUGCAUUGAGGGACGGCGACGGCACCAUCAGGGUGGAGUAUCCGUUGUUUUUGCCUCUGCGGAAUCUGCUCAAGCAGAGGAAGUAUUAUCGGCCGUUUGAGGAGUAUCAGAUGUUGGCUGGUUAGUCGGACAUCGCUCGAUGGUUAUGUUGAUAUGCUAAUGGGUGGUGGGGGGAGGGUGUUUCUUUUGUAUGAUAUGAUAGCAUCUCGUCAUGAUGGAUGAGGUCUUAAUUAUAGAAUUCGUUUCCGA
Aspergillus saccharolyticus JOP 1030-1 is the source of this 1065-nucleotide messenger RNA. RefSeq names its product nucleotide triphosphate diphosphatase NUDT15. Bases 282 to 941 code for a protein of 219 amino acids. Gene Ontology annotation, molecular function: 8-oxo-7,8-dihydrodeoxyguanosine triphosphate pyrophosphatase activity. Gene Ontology annotation, cellular component: cytosol. Lineage: Eukaryota; Fungi; Ascomycota; Eurotiomycetes; Eurotiales; Aspergillaceae. The transcript has a single exon. Gene Ontology annotation, biological process: dGTP catabolic process. The record is from RefSeq and is a predicted model, not a curated record.